AAAAAUUCCUGAACAUCUGUUUCGUUUUUUAUUAUUGCCGAUAUUUUGCAAUUUUGCGAUAAAUAAAUCCAAUUAAAUUUUUUAUAAAUAUCAUUUAUCACAAACUGUAUGUCAAUAUGUUAAAAACAAGUUGCAACAUGACAAAAAGUAGUUUGGGAAUUUUUGUUAACCCUUUGCGAACUAUGUGUACGCAACAACAUUGGUUUAAGCCGGCUGGUAUAGAUACCGGCAUACGCAUUUAUAACUGUGCUGCCAGGCGUCAAGUUCCUCUAAUAUUGCCUAAUGAAAACUUUUUGACCUGGUACACUUGUGGUCCCACAGUAUAUGAUUCUUCUCAUUUAGGUCAUGCCAGUUGCUAUGUAAAGUUAGAUAUUAUACAAAGAAUACUUCGGCAGCAUUUUAAUUUUAAUAUCGUAAGUGCCAUGAAUAUAACUGAUAUCGAUGAUAAAAUUAUAAGAAAGAGUCAGGAAGAUGGCAAAGAUUGGAGAGAAAUAUCGCGCUUUUAUGAAACAGAAUUUUGGUCAGAUUUGCGAAAACUUAACGUUAUAGAGCCAAAUAUUAAAAUGCGAGUUACGGAUCAUAUUCCCAAAAUUACAAAUUACAUAGCUGAUAUUGUACAAAAGAAAUGCGCUUAUGUGGGUAAAGAUUCGUCAGUUUAUUUUGAUGUUAAACAAUUUCCCAUAUAUGGCAAAUUGCAGAACUUGAAUUUAAAUGAAGAUGAGGCCUUGCAGUCAGAAAACAAAAAUUCACCUUUUGAUUUUGCGUUAUGGAAAGCACGUAAAUCGGAUUCUGAACCUAGUUGGGCAUCGCCUUGGGGUCCUGGAAGGCCCGGUUGGCAUAUUGAGUGCAGCACCUUGGCUAAUAUGAUUUUUGGGAAAUGUAUUGAUAUCCAUGCAGGAGGUAUGGACCUCCGAUUUCCACAUCAUGAAAAUGAAGAAGCUCAAAGCUGUGUAUAUCACAAUACUCGCCAGUGGGUAAACUAUUGGUUGCAUACUGGACAUCUAAAUAUUAAAGGAGACGCCGAAAAAAUGUCCAAAUCUUUGAAAAAUACUAUAUCCGUAGAUGAAAUGUUAAAGGAGUUUAGCGCUGAUGAUUUUCGCAUGGCUUGUGCCCUGUCAAAUUAUAGAAAUUCAAUGGAUUACAGCAAAGAAUUAAUGGAAACUGCUAAAAAUACCUUAAGCAAAUUCAAAACAUUCAAAUCUGACUGUUUAGCCUACUUAAGUGGCAAGAAAGUUGGUUCAAAUUUAAAUGCGAACACAAUAAUACAAAAUCUGCACUAUGCCAAAUCAAAUAUAGACACAUGUAUCAGAGAUGAUUUUGAUACUUCCCGUUCAAUUAGCAUACUCUUAGAUCAAAUCUCAGGCGUUAGUCGUUGCAUUAAUACAAAUGCGACAAAUCCUAUAGAAAAUGAAUCAUCUUGUUUAGAUGCUAUUGCUGCUGUUAAUAAUUAUGUGGAUUAUAUUUUGCAAUCAUUUGGAUUUACAUUUGCUGAAUUGAAAUCGAAUCAAAGAAUGGAUAAUACAGACAAAUUGGAUAUGAAUAUAUUACUUGAAGAUAUUUUGAAUACGCGUGAAAACAUACGCAAGAAUGCAGUGAAGGGGAAAAAUAAGGAAUUAUUUCAAGUAUGUGAUGAUUUAAGGAAAUGUUUGCGCCAACAUGGCAUUGAAAUACGUGAUCACUCUCAAGGUAGUUCAUGGAAUUUUAUAGAAAAUAAGAAUUAAUGUUAUUAAAUUUUAAAAAUGUUUUUAUUAGUUAAGAUAAAUAAUAAUACCUAAGAUUGAUUGUUUAUUUAAUUAAAUUAUUCGAGUUUAAAUAAAAAAGAAGCAUAAGUUGA
Calliphora vicina (urban bluebottle blowfly) is the source of this 1834-nucleotide messenger RNA. It is a transcript of the gene CysRS-m, whose product is annotated as cysteine--tRNA ligase-like protein, mitochondrial. Gene Ontology annotation, biological process: cysteinyl-tRNA aminoacylation. The transcript has 2 exons. The record is from RefSeq and is a predicted model, not a curated record. Gene Ontology annotation, molecular function: cysteine-tRNA ligase activity; ATP binding. Bases 117 to 1721 code for a protein of 534 amino acids. Lineage: Eukaryota; Metazoa; Arthropoda; Insecta; Diptera; Calliphoridae. Gene Ontology annotation, cellular component: cytoplasm.